Molecule: messenger RNA, 1019 nt
Organism: Guyanagaster necrorhizus
Lineage: Eukaryota; Fungi; Basidiomycota; Agaricomycetes; Agaricales; Physalacriaceae
Exons: 2
Coding region: 50-664 (204 amino acids)
Source: RefSeq, a predicted model, not a curated record
GUCGUGGUUUUGCUCCUCUCCUUAACAGUCACCGCCAUCACCGUCCUCGAUGUCGUCGUCGUCAUCCUCAGGCUCCCAGGCUGCCUCUUCCUCAGCGGCUUCCUCAACUGUAUCCGUCCCUGCCUCUGCAGCGGCAGGUUCCCUGACCAUCACCCAGCCACCAACGACGGUCACAUCCUUCUACAAAAUCGCAACCAAUGAGAUGGUGACCUUUGGUUGGAACUUUACCGAUGUCAUCGUCUCCCCCACACAUCUCACUGUCUCUGCGCUAUGCGACAACGGCAAUACUUAUCCUGUGGGACCAGGGUCAAGUGGAAUCAUCGACGGGACGGCCACCCAGGUCGUGUGGGAUGUUUACUCUUACCAGGAGAGUCACUCAGAUAAUCCUCUCCCGCAAGCGACUUGCACGUUGUUGAUAUGUGACGAGCGUGGAUUGAGCGCAACUAGAAAAGGCGGGUACAUGAACCCAAACAGUGAAGCUACGUUUGCAUUCUAUACCCCUCAGGCAUACACCCCACUCAGCAGUGGAUGGACAUGCUCGAUAUGUAGCAACGGUUUUUCGUCCUAUAUCGCACAGCCGACAGUCAUUACCAUCAUCGCAACGAUACUCGUCGUCUUCUUGUCUGGCUUCCAACUGCUCAGGAGUGCUUUCCGUGCGACGUAGUUGUGCGAUUCCAUGUGGAAGGAUUAUCUGGAUUUUGUUGGGCUCUUUUAUUUUCUGUUCUCGACUUUGGACGUACAACGACGGUUGCCUCUUGCUUUCUAUUGCAUUACGAAUAUGACACGGACUUCAUACCUACGCUUAUCACGAUCUUUAAUCUUCGCUACAAUACUUCAUGGUCGUAGACGACAAUUGCAUUGACAGUAGGGCUGAAAAUCUGCUGGCGCUGUCAGCUUCUCUCAAUAUUAUUUAUCGACUUGUUGCAUAUUCAAGAGGUGCCCCAAAUGGCGCUCGCUGUUUCAUGCGUAAAAGUACUAAAAAGACUUGCACUGUGAGGCUUCUACUAGAGGCCACUGCA